UCUUCUCCUCCACAAUUCUUCCUCGUCUAUAUUGUUCGAUUGUGUCUAAAUUCUUCUCCAAUUUCUCUGCUUUCCCUGUAUAUGAUGGCGCUUACCCCUCAGACGGUUGGAGUCGGAGGAGCUGUUGUUGCUGCUAAACCCAACUUGACAAAAGAGGAUGCCAAGAGAUUUCUAAAACAAGUCAAGAGAGAGUUUGCUGACAGUGUAGGAAAGUAUGCCACAUUCCGUCAGCUCAUGAUAGAUUUCAAGGAUGGCAGGAUCGACAUAGAUGCUAUGCUUUUGAAGGCUAAAGAGUUGCUUCAAGGACAUAACAAGUUGAGUAUUGGUUUCAACGUUUUCUUGCCAGAACAAGAUAAAGUAAAAGUCGACGAGGGUGACAAUUUAUCACCCGAUGACGCUUUCAUCGACAAGGAUAGUACUGUAAACCAGACCAUAAGGCAGAUUGUGAAGAUCAACUUAGAAGAUGGGAACACGGACCUCAGAAGGCACGCAUGAAGAUAUAAUUCUGGCUAUAAUAAGCUAUUCUAUUUCUUGAUCGGUUGCUAGAACUCUUAUAUGGAUUUUUUUUUUGGUUCUGGAGCUAUAUUGA
Camelina sativa (false flax) is the source of this 589-nucleotide messenger RNA. RefSeq names its product paired amphipathic helix protein Sin3-like 5. Gene Ontology annotation, molecular function: transcription corepressor activity. The record is from RefSeq and is a predicted model, not a curated record. NCBI's taxonomy places the organism in Eukaryota, Viridiplantae, Streptophyta, Magnoliopsida, Brassicales, Brassicaceae. Gene Ontology annotation, biological process: regulation of DNA-templated transcription.